UAUCUUAACGAAGAACCUCUUCCUGUUGCGGAACUCACUCUGAAGACAAAAAGCCGACGUCCGGAGGAGUCGUCACACUUGUUUUCCCGCCCGGCGCCUCUUGUCCACGCGACAGCCCCUGCGGCAGAGGCAGGGAGGGCCGGGCGCCGGCGUUAGUGCAGGGCUGCCGGGUGAGGAAGAGCCGUCUCCCCUUUCGUUCUCCUCUGAGAAGGAGUGAACGCGGCAGGCGGAACGCAGAGCUGCCGGGAGGAAGCGGCGCCUUAACUGUCAUCCUUCUGCGAGAACAGACCUGUCCUGAUCCCUUCGUGACGGGUCCUUGCCUCACAGCUGCUGCUGCUUCGUAAUUGUGGCUCUGAGGAUAAACCCACAGAUGGCGUCGCCCCGUCUUCCCGCUGCCUGCUUUGAUGCCUUUCCAGUCAGGAACCGCUGGCUUCUGCCCAGCACUUUCAGACCAUGCUGAAGUCCAAGUUGAAUGUCCUCACACUAAAAAAGGAACCCCUUCCAGCAGUCAUCUUCCAUGAGCCCGAGGCCAUCGAGCUGUGCACCACCACGCCCCUGAUGAAGACCAGAACUCACAGUGGCUGCAAGGUUACCUAUCUGGGUAAAGUCCCCACCACAGGCAUGCAGUUUCUUUCAGGCUGCACAGAAAAGCCAGUCAUCGAGCUCUGGAAGAAACACACGCUAGCCCGAGAAGAUGUCUUUCCAGCCAAUGCCCUUCUGGAAAUCCGACCAUUCCAAGUGUGGCUCCAUCACCUCGACCAUAAAGGUGAAGCCACGGUCCACAUGGAUACCUUCCAGGUGGCGCGCAUCGCCUACUGCACUGCUGACCACAACGUGAGCCCCAACAUCUUCGCCUGGGUUUACAGGGAGAUCAACGACGACCUGUCCUACCAGAUGGACUGCCAUGCUGUAGAGUGUGAGAGCAAGCUCGAGGCCAAGAAGCUGGCCCACGCCAUGAUGGAGGCCUUCAGGAAGACUUUCCACAGCAUGAAGAGCGACGGUCGGAUCCAUAGGAACAGCUCAUCGGAAGAAGUUUCCCAGGAAUUGGAAUCCGAUGAUGGUUGAAUGAACUGAGCGUGCUUCAGCAUGGCGGCAUUGGUCAAGGAAUUCCAGAUGAUAGAUGAAUAAGCAAUGAUUCAAAUUUGGGAAGAAAAGACUGCCAAACUAUUGGCUGACCAAGCUUUUUAAAUUCAGAAGAGCAAUUCUAAAUCUAAAGAAAUGUAUUAUUAAAGUAAUUACAUUACAUUGAAA
Molecule: messenger RNA, 1251 nt
Organism: Ailuropoda melanoleuca (giant panda)
Lineage: Eukaryota; Metazoa; Chordata; Mammalia; Carnivora; Ursidae
Gene: PID1
Product: phosphotyrosine interaction domain containing 1
Exons: 3
Coding region: 454-1065 (203 amino acids)
Biological process (GO): regulation of mitochondrial membrane potential; regulation of cell population proliferation; negative regulation of insulin receptor signaling pathway
Cellular component (GO): cytoplasm
Source: RefSeq, a predicted model, not a curated record